Bicyclus anynana (squinting bush brown) is the source of this 655-nucleotide messenger RNA. RefSeq lists its product as uncharacterized. The coding region runs from base 1 to 510 and encodes 169 amino acids. The transcript is spliced from 2 exons. NCBI's taxonomy places the organism in Eukaryota, Metazoa, Arthropoda, Insecta, Lepidoptera, Nymphalidae. The record is from RefSeq and is a predicted model, not a curated record.
AUGUACAUAUUACUUUUAAUAAUUUCAUGUACGUCGUACGUAUCGUUUGCAAGGGAUGAGAAUUCCGCAAGCGACUUGGGAGAGGGUUUAAUAUCGUCUUUGAGAAAUGACGCUAACCUAGAUCUCCCCGUAGACGAAGAGUAUGAGGAUCUUCGGGCGCAGCUUUUCGCUUAUCGCAGCGCUCUCGCAUCGCUUGAACCGUCUAGACGAUCCAUGUUAACUACGCAAUGCUGGCGACGUGGUGGCAUUUGCAUCAACUACAAACUCUGCCCGGAGUACAGACAACUCACUGAGAUCCCCGGUUGCAAGAACAGACUCAACGUUUGCUGCUUCGUAUGGAAUAAGUAUGAAGUGCGCGAGCUUCAAGAUCAAGGGAUCAGCAACCUGGCGUAUCCAUGGAAAAUUCAGAGUGAAUAUGGCGGCCAAGGGAUUCAACUUAAGACAAGUACACGUAAACCUCGUAAAAAGAAACUGAAGAUAGAUACUGAUGCAAAUGACAACUUCUUCUGAAUUAGACAAAAGUUGCCGCAAAAAGCAUAUAUAAAAAUUUUAAUACGUUAUUUACUAUGAUAAAAUGUAUUAAUAGUAAAAAGUUUUUACUUAUUUGUUUACACACAUCAGACAGAAAUUCACGCAGUGAAAGUGUCGGACAUUU